AUGUCGUACGUCUCGGACUGGAUGGCCCCUGGCAAGCUCGUCGCGUCGCUCGGCGCACCCUUCUGGGGCAAUCUGAAGCCCACCGCCGGCGAUUUUGCCUGCCUGUGCUCGCUGUUCUUUGACAACCUCUCGACGAUGCUCACCUUCUCGGCAAUCUGGCAAGCGCCCCCCUUCACCGCCCACGAGUCGCUCCCACCACCGAUUCCCACUCUUCACGCCAUUUCGCUCUCUCCGGCCCUAAACCGGCAUCCACACGCCGACUCCGCCACCAGGCUCUUCGACGUCACCGACGGAGGCGACAAAGCGAGGGAGCUUCUCUACAAGCGAAUCAUCCCGGGCUGCGGCUUCGUCCUCUUCCUGGGCAACGUGUACUACUCCUGGAUGGCGACGCGCAUGAAGACUCAGUUCGGCCGCGAAUUCACCUCCCAGCCUUACGGCAUCAGCGACAUCAUGUCGCUCGUGUCGGCCUACAAUGCGGGCGGUACCUGCAUCUACUUUGGCCACCCGGUCCACAAGAAGAUCGGCGGCAAGUACUUCUUCUCCUUUGCCAACGGGGUGAUCUACCUCGUCAUCACCCUCGCCGGCAUCUUCCCUUUCAUCCUCGACAUCACCCCCGCCGUCGCGUCCGGCCCGACGAUCAUGAUCUUCGGGCUGAUGCUCUGCGAGGAGAGCAACCUCCUCCUCGGCAUGCUCUGGGCGGCCAUCCUCGUGUACGCCAUCGACCGAAAGUACGUCGCGGCGGCAUUCGCGUCCCUCGUCGCCUUCGUCUUCGCCCUGCUCGGCAUCAUCCACCAGCCGGAGAUCAAGUUCGUCGACGGAGCCUUCAUGGACGGGUACCAAACUGUCUUGGGCGGCGACGGGUACCACUCGGGCGGCAACAGCCUGUGGCCGUCGCAGAAGAACGACCCGCGCUACUCUACCUCGGCCUUCCAGACGUCGAUGGCGUACCUCACCAAGACCUUCCCUGACAAGUACCCGCAGAAGCUGCUCGCGGACUCGGACGAGGCGGUGGCGGAGGACGAGCAAGCCAUGAACUCGAAGCUCAUCGUCAUCGGCUCCUUUGGCGAUUGGUGGUCCAAGGCGAUGGCGGGCGCGCCGGUGGACGUCGCAAAGGAGGCGAUGUAG
Emiliania huxleyi CCMP1516 is the source of this 1125-nucleotide messenger RNA. RefSeq lists its product as hypothetical. The record is from RefSeq and is a predicted model, not a curated record. NCBI's taxonomy places the organism in Eukaryota, Haptophyta, Isochrysidales, Noelaerhabdaceae. Bases 1 to 1125 code for a protein of 374 amino acids. The transcript has 10 exons.